AGCCGUGCUGAUAAUUUUCAUGCGUCCCACUCCCCCAACAUUGGUUUUAAUAUGUUGAUUGUUUUGUUAUGCAGUAAUUUCUACUGAGGUGCUUCCUACGUACUACUUGUUCCCCAUUGCUUCACUUUACAACUUUUGAAAUCUUCUGUGAUGUCUUUAAUUUGAACCUGUUUUUCAUCGUUCGAAAACACACAAAUAGGCUACACCACUCGUCCAACUACACCACAAUGUUGGACCUCACCAAAGAAUAUGAGUAUAACGACGCACCUAAGCACAAGCAUUCUGUGGCGGUGGUUCGUAAUACCUUUGCGCGGGUAGAGUACGGAAACGGAGACGUCUAUGAAGGCGAAUUCAGAGACGGAUUUCGACAUGGGACUGGAACGUACCUAUAUUCUAAAUUCACAGUUGCUGAACCGUGCCACGGUGGAUCUAAAGCACGCUCGUGAGACAUAAAAAACUAUAUUGCCAUGAAAAUAGUCCACCAUCUCCUAGUUCCUUCGCCACCUCGAACGACCACCGCACCCACACGUGCCAUUCCUCCAAAACCAACAGGUACCAUUUCUCCAAGACACCUGGUACGAGAUAUGAAGGUCAGUUCGUAAAGGAUGAGUUUGAGGGCCACGGCGUCUACUUCUACGAAGGUGGAACCGUCUACAGAGGCCAGUGGUAUGCGUCGUACAAGCAUGGAAAGGGCGUCUUUGUGAAUCCAGCGGAGAAGACGGAGUAAUUUUUGUUACUUGUUUCAGCAUGAUGAAAAUUGUCUAGUCGUAAAAGUAAAGGUAACGGAGGGCAUCUACAGGUAGAGGAGGUAAUGCAAAGUAAGUGUCUACAAGAACGGACGACUUUUUUCGAUGAAAACCAACUUAAUACAACUCCAACUACGCCAUGUAAAAAAAAAUAGAUAAACAGUGAUUCUAUAUCAGAUACGACGGCGAUUGGUGCGAAGGCUUCCGACAUGGUCGUGGCAAAAUGACGAGUCCCGACUUCACCUAUCAUGGCGAGUUCGAGCACGAUAAUAUCAACGGUAGCGGAUCCAUGGUUUAUACCUCUACUGGAAUAAGCUAUGACGGCGAAUUUCAAGAUAAUGUGCGACACGGACGAGGCAUCCUGAAUAGCGAAAACGAGAACUACAAUGGGGAGUGGAGAGGUAUGAUACUUGUUGCGAAAUGAAUAUGAUGAUAACUCUACCUGCUUUGGGUGUACUUAUAUCUUCUAGUUCCGGCAUGAUAAUGCCAUCUUGUGUGACGACCUCACCCCAAGAAGAACGUCAGACCAGAGUAAAUCACCGUCCUCAUCUUCCAUGAAACUUCUGAACAUCAACAGAUGACAAGAAAAAUGGCCAAGGAGUGCAAAAAAUCAAAGGAGUUGGCGUAUAUACUGGUGGCUUUGUCGACGACAAGAGGCAUGGCAAGGGGGAAGUCGUAUACGAAGAAGGACGGUUUAAGAGCUAUUCAGGUACUUCAUCCUUAGCAACUGCUUUUUUGUUUUUCCUUGAGCUUGAGCUUGAUCAAGAAAUUAUAGUUUUGACGAACUACAAGAUCCUGAUCCUUAACGAUGUUGUAACACCUGCCAAACAUCUUCAUCUUUCUCAUCACCACAUUCCGAUCAUCAGGUGAGUGGGCGAAUGAUAUGAAGUGUGUUGGAGAAAGAAAAGCCAGAGAAGACGGGCUUCCAGUCGAAAAAGUAAGCUAUCUGAAGAAUGUACUCGUACGGCGCGAGGUUUGAAGAAAACACUCUAGAAGAAGUUUGUAGUAUUUUUUCCCUGCCUGAAGUGAACCUGAUCGUGAUCGAUCCAUUGAUCUUUUUAGUUCUUUUUGAGUUUUGAGACUCUCCAUGUCUGCUCUGGUACUACCGUAAAAGGACAAGCAAGUCAUGAUAUAUAAGAUGCAGCACCCCAAUGCCAAUGAUCAACACAUUUCCAGCAUACUUACCUACUCAUACUAGCCGCACACGUCACAGGGAGGUCGGGUAUACUAGCCAUAAUAUAGUCAAGUCGUGACACACAUGAGAAUCCAGUGGCGAAUGGAAAUGGUGCAUCUUCAACUCUUUAAUGAGAAUACGGCGACCUUUUCUUGAUGUUCUUGUUCAUACCUACUUCUUCAUCAAGAAGAAUCGAAUCAAAAAAAUGAGCGUCCU
Molecule: messenger RNA, 2136 nt
Organism: Amoebophrya sp. A25
Lineage: Eukaryota; Dinophyceae; Syndiniales; Amoebophryaceae
Source: the annotation of a GenBank genome assembly